AUGAUGCUAAACAGAUUUCAGAUUUUACGUCCAGAUAAGAACCAAAGCGAACAGACAACGCUGCCGCAGGGGAACAAUACUCCAACUGGGGAGAUCGACGGUAACGGCCUAACUCUACCUGCAUCCUUGGUAUUGAAUGUCGACUUGGAUGAUGUUCAUUUCCUGUUGUGGACGAGGAGUAACUCUGACAACGACGACGAUUACGAACUCGUCAUCGAUGACGUCAGCAACCUGAACGCGUCGCCCUUCGACGGGACGAAACCGACUGUCAUUCUCUGUCACGGCUGGAACAGCGAAGGGACCGCUAGCUGGAUUUAUACGGCCAAGACAGAAUUUCUCCAGUGGCAAGACCUUAACUUCAUCUCGGUCGAGUGGAGCAGUAUUGCUCGUCACAUAAAUUAUCCUGAAGUUGUCAAUAACAUCCCCAAGAUAGGGAAGCAUAUAGCUGCUUUUAUCGAUUACCUGUACAAAGAAGGUGGUCUCAACGUUACUGACCUCUACGUAAAUGGACAUUCAUUAGGUGCUCAUGUUGUGGGCAUUGCUGGAUUCAAUGUACAAAAUGGCCCUGUGGGCAGAAUUACAGGCUUGGACCCAGCUGGGCCUGGAUUUGAAAGUGCCUCUGACGAUGUCAAGUUAGACAAAAGUGAUGCAGCUUUUGUGGAUGUCAUCCACACCAGUGUCUGUCCCCAGAGUAAAAUUUGCUUAGGACUUAGUGGCUCUAUUGGGCAUGUCGACUUCUUCCCUAACGGUGGCGGGAACCAGCCAGGAUGCGCGGUAUUAGGGCCGGUUGCUGAUGCGUUGAGUGGAUGCAGCCAUAGACGGGCGUACGAAUACUGGACUGAGAGCGUAAAUGGCGUGACUCAAUUCAGGUCAGUGCCCUGUCCUGACUGGGAUUCAUUUAGGGCUGGAAACUGUGUAGCCUGUGGGCAGGGUUGCCUCAACAUGGGAAUUCACGUCGAUAAACAGCUCAGAGGCGACUACUAUCUGGAGACCAACGCUAAUCGACCCUAUGCUAAAGGCUGAAACUAAAGGAACUACGGUGCUGUGAGGUGUAAUUUAUUGCUAAAUAAAUGUUGAAUGAUG
Molecule: messenger RNA, 1083 nt
Organism: Macrobrachium nipponense
Lineage: Eukaryota; Metazoa; Arthropoda; Malacostraca; Decapoda; Palaemonidae
Product: pancreatic triacylglycerol lipase-like
Exons: 9
Coding region: 1-1023 (340 amino acids)
Biological process (GO): lipid catabolic process
Molecular function (GO): lipase activity
Source: RefSeq, a predicted model, not a curated record